AGCGCGAAGGCGGCGCCGCUCCCCCCACGCUCCCCGCGCGGCUGGCGCGCGCCAUGGCCGGCCUCGCGCCGCGCGUCGACUACUUGGCGGACUUCUGCCCGCUCGGGGGCCUGACGGCGGGCAGGCCCCGCGUGCUGAGCCGCGGGGCGGAGAUCGUCCUGUCCACCGGGAGGGAGCUGGUCUACGUCUACGACCGCGAGGGCCGGCUGCUGACCGCGGUGUACAAGUUUCCCGGGCCGGUGUGGCACUUGGAGGUUCUGGCCCGUCGCGGGGCGCUCUACGUCCUGUGCGCUCAGAGGGGCAUCUAUUGCUUGUCUUUGGACCAGGCGAGCAGGUCUGUGCGCCAGAAUGGUGGGGACGACAAGGACAGGGAGCCUCCUUACCCUGUGAUCCCUGUGGACCUGCACGCCUGUGUCCUUCCUGACGCCACCCUGUGUGCUUUCACUGUGCUGGACUCCGUGCUCGUCACACUGGCGCAGGGCCCCGCCCAGUGGAAGGUGCAGCUGUUUGAGCGUCCCUGUCCAGGGGAGGACCCCAGGCCCAGAGGCCUCAUCGGUGAGGUGGAGUUGUCCACCUGCAACCCCCCAGCUGGGAGUCCAGGGGAGCCCAGAGCCCCCCGCUUCCUCCCAGUACUGUGCUCUGUGUCACCACCAGGCUCCAGGGCCCUGCACGGCCUCCUUCGGGGUUCCGGGGACUUCACACUAGAGGGGGCUCUCUUUGGGCUACUCUUUGGAGCUGACGCCUCCCUCCUGGAAUCACCUGUGAUCCUCUGUGGUCUUCCCGACGGCCAGCUCUGCUCUGUGGUCUUGAAGACCCUGGUCACCUCUCGGUCAGCCCCCGGUGACCCAAAGGCCCUUGUCAAGAUCCUCCAUCACCUGGAGGAGCCCGUCAUCUUCAUCGGGGCCUUGAGGACUGAGCCGCUGGCUGAGGACGUGGAGGACACGUACUCUGACUGCCUGGUGGCGCUUGGUCACCAUGGCCGGACGCUGGCCAUCAAGGCCAGCUGGGACGAGGCAGGGAACCUGGUGCCAGAGCUGCGGGAGUACUGCCUGCCAGGGCCUGUGCUCUGUGCAGCCUGCUGCGGGAACGGCCUCAUGUACCACAGCACCCCCUCCAACCUCUGUGUGGUGGACCUGGCUCGGGCAGGUGUCCACGGGGACCCCGUGCAGCCCAGCAGGGGCCCAGGAGGCCUGCCCUCUCUGCUGUGUCCAACCAGCUUGAGUGUCUGCAGUGUCGUCACCCUCUCUGUGUCAUCUAGCGUGCCGGAAGGUGGCACUGAGCUCCUGGCCUUGUCUGCCAAAGGCCGCCUGAUGACCUGCAGCCUGGACCCGAGCGCUGAGACGCCUCAUCCCGCUGGAGUGACUGCAGCGAAUGCUGGCCGAAAAAUUAAGGAGUUGCUCUGUGGAAUUGGCACGGUCUCUGAAAGGGUGUCUUCUCUGAAGAAGGCAGUUGACCAGCGGAAUCGGGCCCUGACAUGCCUCAACGAAGCCAUGAACGUGAGCUGCACCCUGCUGUCCCACCGGGAGGGCCCCCGGCCCAUCACGUGCACCACCACCACCUCCUGGCUUCACCUGGGGCUGCGGGACCUGCUCACCGCCACCUGCCUGCUGGAGAACAGCAGCAGCUUCAGCCUGGACCGGGGCUGGGCCUUGUGCAUCCAGGUCCUCGCCAGCCCCCAUGCUGCAGAACUGGACCCGGCUGGCUCAGCCGUGACCUACACCGUCCCCGUGGACCGGCUCAGCCCCGGCGGUCGGCAAGAAGUGACGCUGCCCCUGGGCCCUGGCGAGGACGGUGUGCUCGACCUGCCGGUGACCGUGUCCUGCACGCUUUUCUACAGCCUCAGGGAGGUUGUGGGCGGGGCCCUGGCCCCCUCUGACUCUUUCGAGGAUCCCUCCUUGGGUGGGUGCCCUGCUGACAUCCUGCCCGAGCAGGAGGGCAUCUGCCUGCCCCUGAGCGAGCACACGGUGGACAUGCUGCACGGCCUGCGUUUCCGUGGCCUGGCUGCGCCCUGCACACAGGCCCCUGGCCCUCUCCGCCCCCCCAGUGACCCUGUGAACACCUUCCUGGCAACUUGCCGCAGGCUGGGCAGUGAGCAGGCAGAACCCACGUCCCUGCGAGCCAAGUACCUGCCCCCGUCAGUGGCUGCCAUCAGGGUGUCGGCAGAGCUGCUCAGGGCCACGUUGGGGGACAGUUACUCAGGUGUGUCCCUGUGCUGUGCCACCCUGCAGUGGCUCCUCGCUGAGAAUGCCACCGCAGAUGUUGUGAGGGCUCAAGCACUGUCCUCUGUCCAGGGAGUGGCCCCAGAUGGCACUGACAUCCACCUCACCAUCCACGAGGUGACUGUGACCGACCUGUGCCCGGAGGGGCCCAUCCAGGCCGUGGAGAUCCAAGUGGAGAGCCCCUCUCUGGCCAACAUGUGCGGGGUCCACCACGCUGUCAUCAGACGUAUGCAGAAAGUGGGAGUUGGCAGCCGGCCCCCCUGCAGCCCCGGUGCCCGGCCACCUGGUGCAGGAGCAGGCUGCUGCAGUCCCGUGCAGGGCAGUGGGACCAUGACUCCCAAGUCAGAAGGUCUUCACGUUCCAGAAGAAAGUCUGCACAGCUCGUCUCUUCCCGCACAGAGGGCUCUGCAGUGGCAGCACCAGCCAACUUUGACAACUUUUCCUAAGCAUGGUGUCUGCAUCAGCCUCACCUGGGACUUAUCAGUGCACGUUCCCAGGCGCCCCCCCAGCCUGAGAACCAGAGAGCCUGUGGCUGGAGCUUUGACGAGGCUCUGAGGGCCGCUGCUCUGGACCCCUCUGCACCCAGGCGAGCCAGACACCCUGCAGCAGCCCCGGCUGGCUCAAGAAUUGAGCCCUGAUCUUCAAGCCAUCAGGAUGGUCUCUAGGGCCAUGGUGCCGCCUGUCGGGAGUUCUGCCUGUGACACUGUCCUCAGACUGCUCAUGUUCCAUGCCGAGAGCAGUCCAGCUCCUACGUUCCUCAGUCCAGCGGGGCCAAGCCGACCGUCACUCUCUCUGGGCCUCAUGUGCGGGCCGUCCCCAGACCCUGUGGAACCUGGCAGCCACAAGGUGGACAGCUAGCCACUUGGUUCUGGGACUCUGCCGGGUGUGCAGUGUCUGGACUGUCCCUCUUGCUGUGUCUCGUGGUGUCGGCUUCUUGUCUCAGCGCUUGGCACCAGCGGCCAGCAGGGUCCUUGUUGUCUCGACCUGUCCACACCGGGUCUGAGCCCCAGGAGCCCACGGGGCUUCCUGCAGCUAUCAGGACUGGAGCAGCCCCAGAGUGGGCUGAGUGAGCAUGCUGACCAGCUGGAGCAAGGACUGAAGGCGACUCGGGAUGGGGAGGGGGGGCAGCGGGUGGGGAAGAACCAAGGAGGCCAGGCUGGGGCUGGUGUGUGCCCGUGUGGGCGGUGAGGCCCCAAAGCAUCUGGGGAGAAAUGGGGGUGAAGCAAGGAGACCAAGAGGAUGGGGGUGAGGACGGGAAGGGGCCACCUGGCUCAGGAAGUGCCUCUCCAGCUACCUGCCCCUUGUGCCCUCAGAGGAUGGUCCUGGAGCAGGCUGCCCAGGGCUCCAGCCCCCCUGACGUCCGCAUGCAGUAUUUGCACCAGAUCCAAGCCAACCAU
Molecule: messenger RNA, 3616 nt
Organism: Hipposideros armiger (great roundleaf bat)
Lineage: Eukaryota; Metazoa; Chordata; Mammalia; Chiroptera; Hipposideridae
Gene: FAAP100
Product: FA core complex associated protein 100
Exons: 8
Coding region: 54-2774 (906 amino acids)
Biological process (GO): interstrand cross-link repair
Cellular component (GO): Fanconi anaemia nuclear complex; nucleoplasm
Source: RefSeq, a predicted model, not a curated record